AUGAGCUCUAAAACCAUCGACGCAAGAUACUUCGAGCCAAGCGAUGACCAAAUAAGAAAUCUACUGGACCAAAUAAAAGACUGGCAAAUCAAUCAUGGAUUUCUCCUCAAAAUCAUCGAAUCGGAAGAAGAGCACAGCGUACUGUCAUAUCCAGUAGGCGUCAGCGUGUUCCCGACCACAUUUCCCCGAACGCAGUUCAACCAGGCAUUCAACCUCCAAAAAACAUACAACGAACUCUACUGCGCCAUCGCCGAAGAUGAAAACUGGCUGUACAGUGUCACCAAAGACCUGAUUCCCGUUGAGCCCCUUGCGCGCGCACUAUGGGGGAUUUACGAGGAGGCCAAAAAGGCAGGGAUCGUCCAGGACACUACUGCUGGCAUUUUUCGCUCGGAUUAUAUGCUUCACCUCAACGAUCAGAACAGAUCGCAGUCUUCUGAGGCUAUUUUCGAAACUACGCUGAAACAAGUCGAGUUCAAUGCCUUCUCAUGUGCAGGCGGGAGUCAUGCCAAUAGAACGGCUAAUAUGCAUCGGUAUCUGGCUCGCACUGGGGCGUAUGAGCUUGGCCAGGAGAAGUGUGGAAAAGACAAUAUCGAAGUUAAAUCGUUACCUCGAAAUGGGAAUAUUGAAGGUAUUGAGUCUUGUUUAGCUGCAGCUCAUGGUUUUUAUGGUCCCCCGAAAAGUCAAUCGGCGCAGAAAACCGCUGUUUUAUUCAUUGUGCAACCCAACAAUUUUAACAUCGCCGACGAAAGACCAAUAGAGUAUGCCCUAUGGAAUAGGGAUGAGCCAGUUCCUGCGUAUCGUCUCCACUGGGGAGAUAUCCUCCGGGACACUUCUCUCACUGAUUCGCGUCAGUUGCUUUUCCAUCCCCCGUGGAUGUCAUCUAAGCCACCGGUGGAAAUUUCCGUUGUGUAUAUGAGAGCCGGGUACGAGGCGCGUGAGUAUGAUGUUGCAGGCUACCAGGCACGUCUCAGGCUUGAAAUAUCUACUGCUAUCAAAUGUCCCUCUGUUCUCUCGCAUAUAUCUACCUUCAAGAAGGUGCAACAAGCACUCACGCAACCUGGCGCCCUUGAACGUUUCUUGUGUUCUGACAAGGCAGCUGCAGUUAGAACGACAUUUAUUGAUAUCUCCCCUCUAGAUGACACUGCCGCUGGCCUGAAUGCGCGGAAGUUGGCUAACGACCCGAAAGCCUCGACUCGUUUCAUUCUGAAGCCGUCCUUGGAGGGGGGUGGCAAUAAUGUGUAUGGUGAUGAGAUUCCAGGAUUUCUUGCGUGUAUUCCACAAUCUGAAUGGUCUUCAUUCAUUUUGAUGGAACGCAUUAUGCCGCCAUCUCUGCAGAAUGUGCUAGUGGGACCUAAUGGUGUCGACGAAGGGGAAGUGAUUUCAGAACUCGGCAUAUUUGGAGCUUGUCUAUGGAGAAGAAAUUCCGAUUCAAAGAGCCCCUGCGAAGUUCUUGAGAAUUCGAUGGUUGGAUGGUCCUUCAAGACCAAAUAUGCCGACGUUGAUGAAAUGAGUGUUGUCAAGGGAUACGGGUGCUUUGAUACGCCUCGAUUGAUAGAGCAAUGA
Penicillium nucicola is the source of this 1563-nucleotide messenger RNA. Its product is annotated as glutathione synthetase. Gene Ontology annotation, cellular component: cytosol. The record is from RefSeq and is a predicted model, not a curated record. Gene Ontology annotation, molecular function: glutathione binding; ATP binding; glutathione synthase activity. Gene Ontology annotation, biological process: glutathione biosynthetic process. Lineage: Eukaryota; Fungi; Ascomycota; Eurotiomycetes; Eurotiales; Aspergillaceae. Bases 1 to 1563 code for a protein of 520 amino acids. The transcript has a single exon.